Messenger RNA from Penicillium atrosanguineum, 2775 nucleotides. RefSeq lists its product as uncharacterized. The transcript is spliced from 11 exons. Lineage: Eukaryota; Fungi; Ascomycota; Eurotiomycetes; Eurotiales; Aspergillaceae. The coding region runs from base 1 to 2775 and encodes 924 amino acids. The record is from RefSeq and is a predicted model, not a curated record.
AUGAAUUCCAACUCUCGCAAUGAAAAGCUGCCGCAGCCAGAAUCAGAAUUCGAAAAAAAAUUCAAUGAAAACGCUCUGAUGAUUACCAUCGGCGCACCUUCAGAUCACGGUUCGACUGAUACUGAGCACCAAGCCCCUAAACAAAGCCCAUCAAAGACCGACAAAACCGACCGAGGACCACUAUUCAACGGACUGAGCACGCAAAAUAAGAUGAAUCCAUUAUUCGACCUCAAAUCCUAUAAAACCUUUGCUUCUCUCUGCAAACCCAAGCACGCGCACACUAUUGACCGGAUGGAGCCUCCUCUCCCGAUAGAUCCUGAGGACAAGAUAGAUCCUGAGGACAAAUUCGGUUCUGCCAAUUUCAAAGCUGAAGCUUUACAUGCUCAUCCGAAGCCUGCUACAGCAAAUGAAGCCAAGUCGACGUUUACGUUCUCUGCGAGUAUGCAAGGCCUCCCUAAAAUCAAUGUGACCGAUGCUCUGCAAGAUGCUCGAGAGGACGCGCAACCGAGCGCAGGGGAGCCAAGUUCUUGGUUAUUCAAUCCAACGAACAUAAUUCCAAAAAUUCCAUCUUACUCGCAAUUUGAUUCGACUAGACAACAUUCUUUUACUUUCCAGGAUCCCGGUCUGGUCUCUGUAUUCUCUGACAUUCCAGUGGAAGAGUAUCCAAAGUCAAAGUUUUUCUCCUCAACAUUUCAGACCGGCCUGUUUCUUGGAUUGCAGCUGGCGAGGGAAUCUGCGGCCUUGAUGGAACAGCUUCUCGUCCAUCAGGAAUCCUAUGAAUGUCCCAUGGAUUCUACGCAGGUAAAUUGUCAGAUCAAGCAAAUGAAAAGGGCUGGCGAAUUGAACAACUUUUUCAAUACCGAAACAAUUGCAUUCCUGGGGAGCACGCUAGCGGGAAAAAGCAGUGUAAUCAACUCACUACUCGACUUUCCGAGACUUGCCACAGCCGACGACUUUGGCUCGGCUGUUACCUCGAUCGUCACUGAAUAUAGGCAAAUGAAGCCCGGUCAAAGUCAUCGGAUCAGAGUUGAAAUCGAAUAUCUCUCUGGAGUGGCCAUGGAAGAUCAUGUCAAUGAGCUGCUGUGGAGCUUCCGCCGUGCGUUUCUUCCAGAUGUUGCAAAGGAUUCAUUGACUGCCGCCGACUGGAAAGAAAUUAAGGAAGCUUGGUCUGCUCUAGAGUCUGCAUUCGGAAGCGAGAAGGAAUUUAACCGAAAAUUCCUGUCGGAUAAAUCCGAGGGGGCUUUUGAGAAAAUAGCGGAUCAACUGAUCAAGUGGACAAAGACAAUUCCAUGGCCCACUGGUGCAUCUGAUGGAAAGUGGGUGACAUACGCAGAAACUGCAGAGGAGUUCUACACAAAAACAAGCCUAUUCAUGCAGGAUAAGAUCUGGCCCUUUACAAAAAUCAUGCGAGUAUACAUUGACGCACCAAUUCUGAGAGCAGGUCUUGUCAUUGCAGAUUUGCCUGGGCUUCUUGACACAAGUCUCGCGAGGGUUAAAGCGGCCCAGGAGUAUCUUUCAAGAUGCGAUCGUGUCUUCCACGUCACUGAUAUACGUCGAGCAUUGACCAACCAGCUUCUCGAGUCAUCCUUAUACUCUACAGUUCCCCAUGACGCAUCGACAGGCGAGGGGGGUCCACAAAAAGAUGGUCACGCAAUUGAUGAAGCUGGAGCCGAAAGACACUUGCGAAAUUCUGGAAAAGUGAGCAUGUUAGAGGCAAUGGAAAGCAUAGAAGAUGAGAUUCGGAAGGUGGAAACCAAGAAAGAUCCAGUUCUAAUGACAGAACUCCAGUGGAAGUACAUCAACCAUUUCCUGCUCAGACAGACCGGGAAUCUUCUAGCCAUGCUGACUUUUGAUAGGAAGAAAAUGCUUCUCAUAGAAGCUCGGAACAGACGUGUAGAAGAUGGACUCAAACGGAUGUACAAGAGCAGCCAGGAGGAGGAAGAUCUGAACGUUUUCUGUGUUUCGAACCUAUUUUAUGGCGAGCACUGUUCUCAAAAAGCAGUUACGACGACUCAUGAAAAAGGAACCAUGAGUGGUAUCCCCGCUCUGCGAAAGUUCUGCUACUCUACGCUGGCGGAUUCGAGGUUACAGGAAGCUAAAAACUUCCUUCUUACUACUUUGCCAGGUGCUCUUGUUUCGAUUGGCCUGCGUAGUCAGUCCUUGGAAGUUGGGCCCUCUUGCUCAAUUACAAUGAUUCUUGAGAAGGUCGAGCUCGCAAAAGAACAGAUUUUGCGGCGUCUCGAAGGAAGUAAGGAACAUCUGCAGAAUUUAUUCGAGAAUUCGGUACUCGCAUAUGCCGCUAUCGUGGGUGAACUGAUUGAGGAAAUGCGACUGGGGCUGAGCGAAAAGUGGAACAGCCUGGAAAGAAGCCUCUCUGGAAGAUGUCUAGGACUUAAUGGAUUCAUUGAGAACCGCUUCCGGGAAUUGAGGUUUAAUUUGAUGGGUUCCGGCAAAGCCAAAGCUCUGCGUGAAAAGGUUCAAGGCCGAAUCGACAAUGGCACACUUUUCCCGAACAUUAUUUCAGCAGUCUCACAGGGAAUGAAAGAUGCAUCUCAAAAGACAUUUGACGAGAUGGCAACAAAGAUUACCGACGACGUCAUUGCUCCUAUCAUUGGAGAUAUCCAUUCAGUCUAUUCAACCAUCACCCUGGCGAAGAAGCCGAUCGACGAAUGUGAGGGACAAAUGUUGAAGGAAACUCCGUCGUUUGAAAUGCUCCAACUCAAGUGUCGCUACUUGGAUCAGCGAUAUAAAUGGAUCAUCAAACAGAUUGAAUAG